AAGCUUUAGCAAAAAUAUUAUUACCUGCUAAAAAUGCUGUCAAGAUGGUUGAAUCAAAAUCUACAAUAACUGCUGAUGUUUUUUUAUACCUUAUACAAAUGGCGGUUGCUAUUAAUAUACUUGAAAAAGAUAAUUUAUAUGAACAUAUGGAAUUCUUUGCACAAAUCAAAAUGUAUGAUGCAUAUGAACCCCCAUAUAACUUUGCUUUUGUAGAAGGAGUUGAGUCACCACAAACCUGGUGGAAUGGAU
Messenger RNA from Racocetra persica, 249 nucleotides. NCBI's taxonomy places the organism in Eukaryota, Fungi, Glomeromycota, Glomeromycetes, Diversisporales, Gigasporaceae. The record is from the annotation of a GenBank genome assembly.